GAGCAAAGAGCAGGACGAUAUGGAAGCAUCAAUGACAUCUGGCAACCAGGCACCAGGCGGCAGCUAGUGUCAGGUGUCUCCGAGUUUCCUCAAUAUUCCACGGAAGUUCAUACAGGAAUUGAGGAAGCUGCAAACAUGGAACCGUCUCCGUUCACUCGACAGACGUGGGAGUCGCAGUCGUUGCGUGUCACUGCGAAGGAGUUGUCACUGGUCAGCCGGCGAGGGAAGAACAACGCCAUUGCCGAGCGCUUCUCCAAGUACCAGAGAGCUGCAGAUGAGGUAAAUUCAGAGAAGAAAAAAAGGGGCUUUGAAAGUGCCUCCUCCCUUCGCUCAAAUAACUUGAGUGCUUUGAAGAAACGCUGGGAACAAGCUGGGAACAUUGGUACCCAAGACAAGGCUCCAUUCAUCUCCUCACCUAUACUAUCUCACGGCGCACCGCACAUCCCAGUCCGGGCAGGUCCUGGGAGUGAGCAGCCCCCUCAUCCUCCUCCCCCGCCACCUCUUUCUCCUCCUCCUCCUCCAAAAAACCUAGUGUAUCACCAGCCUCCUCAGGAAGAGCCACAAAGUCCAAACACUACGACCUUUACACUCUCGGCAGCUCUACAAAGAGCCGAAAAAAAAGAACAAGAAGAAGAAGAGAGGGGGAUGGACAAAGAUCACCUGACAGACUUCAAGACACCAGAAGAGCUUGAAGAGCAAGUUCCAGCUAGUCCCCGUGAAAAACCAAGUUUGCUAUUAAACAAUCUGAAGAUGAGGUUUGAGAGGACAGCGGACGUCCCAGAAAAGGCUGGCAGACCCUUUCUAAAAAGUGCCUCGUCAGAAGAUAUGGACCAAACCUCUGUGUGUGACCGCCUGCUGGAGAAGUCAUCGCUGAGGGAGAAGCUGGCCAAAUACACUGCUGCUGUUUCCAAACAAAGCAACUCUAAAACUUCUGUCUCCUCAGAUGUGCUUCCCUCCAAAAUAUCCAUACCUGCAAUCCGUAAAGUCAAAGGUUUACCUGAGUGCAAUGGGAGCAGCAGCAAUGACGGCCCCAAAGUAACCAGGAAGUUCUGCCCUCCGGUCAAGGAGACGUGCGUCGCUUGCCAGAAGACGGUGUACCCUCUGGAGAGGCUGGCGGCUCUUCAGCACGUCUACCACAAAAGCUGCUUCCGCUGUGUUCACUGCAGCACAAAACUCAGCCUGGGCAACUUUGCCUCCCUUCACGGCAACGUGUACUGCAAGCCCCACUUCAGCCAGCUCUUCAAAGCCAAGGGAAACUACGACGAGGGAUUCGGCCGUCGGCCUCACAAGGAGCUGUGGAAGCCUCGCAAAGAUGGCGACGAAGACGAGGAGGAGGAGGCGGCGGCGACGAAGCCCAAAGAACAAGCUGCGCCGGCGAGGAGGCCGUCAGUAGAGAGUCUGCAAGACGGACCGCGGACGCCCUCCGUGGAAGCGCCGGCGCAGGUCAAAGUCACCGACAUCACCGCCCACAUGGAGACAAGGAUGCAAACACUCGCCAGCGCUGCGGAGAAGCCGGCCGAGACCCGCCGGUUGAGGAUCGCGUGGCCGCCCCCAGCUGGCGAGGCUCACUCAGGCACGGGAAUACGCAGCCCGUCCGCCGAGGGGGUCGCUUCCGGGCGAACUUGGAGAGCCAAGUGGCCUCCAGAGGACGAUUCGCCAUCAUCGUCAUCCGCAGUGGCGUCGUCGCAAAGCGCCGAGCGUGCUGAGCUGAAGAGCCUGAGGAGGAGCUCCUCCCUAAAGGAGCGCAUUCGACCCUUCACCAUGGUCGCCAUGCCCGGCCCAGAAGCCAACCUGAGUCCCAGGGAGCCGCGACGCCCUCUCAAGGCCCUGCUGGAGUGGAGAACAUCACUGGAGGAAAGAUCCAGAGAGAAAGUGCAGCUGCAAAGGAAGGCAGAAGAGGAGGGCAAGGCCGCGGAGGAGGCAGCAGGCGCCUUUCAAAGCAGCGCGGAGGAGGCGGAGCCUCGGCAGGAAGAACUUCAACACGCGCAGGAAGAACGCCAACACGCGCAGGAAGAACGCCAACACGCGCAGGAAGAACGUCAACACGCGCAGGAAGAACGCCAACACGCGCAGGAAGAACGCCAACACGCGCAGGAAGAAAGUCCGCCCGCAGACGGCUCGCUGAAGAGCAUCUCUCCUGACGUCUCUGCUUCCCCCUCGCCGCCCACAAUGCCCAAACAGAACCGCGCCUCGCAGGACGUCGGCUUUUGGGAGGAGGACAAGCAGGAGAGCGACGGCGACGAGCUGACUGUGGAGGACUUCAUCAAAAGGAACCGUCACUACGACGACGACGAGGAGGAGGAGUCUGAAUGAGACCAGCAUCUUGUGGUGACGUUGCAAUAUUAUUACUUUUUUUGCUUGAACUGAUUACAUUCCUACGCUCUUCAGAUUGGAACUUUCUCAGGUGUACAAAAAUGUUAAGCCUUAAAGGGGAACUUUACUUUUUUGGAACAUUGCCUGUCAUUCACACGCCUUAUUGUGUCGUUCUGCAUUCUCCUAAGUCGGCAAGCACAAGUUGUAGUAGGAGUAUUCUAUUGUGCUCAUAAAGCCCUCCAGAAAAACGUUCAGAAUCAUCCAACAAGACUCCCAUUCCAUGUCGUGACCUGAAUAUGAACCAUUAGACAUUUUGUUAUUAUUGCUAACUAGCUCACGCAGCUACAGUCUUGACAUAAAGCUGGGGAAAGUGAAUUGUAGAUUAUAAAUCAUGCAUCUCACCUGGAUAGAUCGUGGUCAUAAACCGAGAAGUUGGUCAACUGUGACAUUCAAUUUAGAGCCGGAAAAUACAUGAAAAAAAUGCUUGUUUUUUUUUACCCUUUGUGAGGAUUUUGAUUUAAUUGAUGUUAACAUCCCAUCACUCGGCAUCUCAGUGAGAGCAGACAUUGUACAGUAAAUGGUUGUUUUAU
Messenger RNA from Entelurus aequoreus (snake pipefish), 2903 nucleotides. Its product is annotated as LIM domain and actin-binding protein 1-like. Lineage: Eukaryota; Metazoa; Chordata; Actinopteri; Syngnathiformes; Syngnathidae. Gene Ontology annotation, biological process: actin filament bundle assembly. The transcript has 10 exons. The record is from RefSeq and is a predicted model, not a curated record. The coding region runs from base 136 to 2313 and encodes 725 amino acids. Gene Ontology annotation, cellular component: actin cytoskeleton; plasma membrane. Gene Ontology annotation, molecular function: actin filament binding.